Messenger RNA from Juglans microcarpa x Juglans regia, 1004 nucleotides. Its product is annotated as oil body-associated protein 1A-like. Lineage: Eukaryota; Viridiplantae; Streptophyta; Magnoliopsida; Fagales; Juglandaceae. Bases 193 to 897 code for a protein of 234 amino acids. The record is from RefSeq and is a predicted model, not a curated record. The transcript has 3 exons.
GCAGAUCCUAUGACACGCGUGACACUUCAUGCAACAGCCUCACUGGUCUCUGCAUCCCGAGUCCUGCCUCCUAUGUUGCACUGCCCUGUCCUGCCAAUAAUAUUACUGAAGAAGCACAGCUAGCUCAUCCAUCCAUCCCCCUUCCUUCGUUUGAGAAUUAAGCAAACAAUUACAGAACUGAAGCAACAAACAAUGUCGAGUACUCACCCAGAGGUUCCAGGCGAGCCAACCAAGACUGGCACGGCCUUCCUUGAGACUUCCACUGCCACCAUCCAAAGCUUUGCUCCUAUCAACCAGAUCCACCAGCAUCUCUGCGCGUUCCAUUUUUAUUCCUAUGACAUGACUCGCCAAGUCGAGGCGCAUCACUACUGCGCACAUCAAAACGAGGAGAUGCGCCAGUGCCUCAUUUACGACAGCCCCGACGCCGACGCUCGGCUUAUCGGGCUGGAGUAUGUCAUAUCAGAGCCCCUGUUCCUGACGCUGCCGGACGACGAGAAGCGCCUAUGGCAUUCCCACGAGUACGAGGUAACGAGUGGGUUGCUGUUCAUGCCGGGUGUUCCGGGUCCGAUAGAGAGGCAGGACAUGGAGAAGCUUGCCAAGACGUAUGGUAAGGUGUUCCACUUCUGGCAGGUUGACAGGAAGGACAAUCUUCCUCUUGGGAUCCCGCAGGUGAUGAUGGCCUUCACUCGGGAUGGCCAGAUCUACGAAGACCUUGUCAAAGGUGUUGAGAACCGAUAUGGGAUAUCAGUGGCGAAGGAGAGGGAGAAUCGAGCUUACAUAUCGGGGCCAACGCAUGGAAUACACCCACUGGCAAAUGGUGGAGGAAAGGGACUCAAGACUGAGCUGAGGGAGGUAGACUGCAAGCCCCCAGAUUCCGUGCCCAGGGUCUUUGCUUGAGUAUUAAUUAAUAUUUACAAAUUAAAUAAGACUAGCUGUAAUAUCAACAACGGUCAAUAUGUAUGUAUAUAUAGGAAUCUAUAUGUAGUAAUUUAUAUGGUUUUUUU